AUGUCCACCCCUACUUUGGGGGGCCCCUCCAAUGGACAUUUGUCGCCGGUUGAUGGAAUCAGCAUGUCGUUUGAUACAGGAGAUCAUGCAACCGAUAGCGACUCGCAUGAUGCCCCCGAUCUCACACUCAAUCAACCAUCACCGGCAUCCUCAGACGAGGCGAACAACGAUUCCAAUAUUGUCCACGACAAUACACACAUGUCAGCGAGUGAACAAUCAAGCGAAGACAAUGCGUCUGAUGAUGGAGACUUCGAUAUGGAGGAGAGCCUCCCAUCACAGAACGAAGACGCGAUGGAAGACCGCGACAGCUCUACCGACUCGAAUCGAGCCUCCAAGCGCAAAGCUCCUGUCGAGGAAGACGAGUACAUCAAGGCUAAUCCAGAGCUCUAUGGGUUGAGGAGAAGUGUCGAAUCUGAUGAUUCGGAUUCUGAACCCCCUGUCAACCGUCGGACAGUCAAGCGGCGACGUGUUGAAUCCUCCCGUCCUUCAUCCAAGAUUGGAACUCCAACGUUACGUGCCUCCACAGCCGAUUCCGAUUCCGAUUCCGACACAUAUGGCGGUGCUCGCGCAAAGAGCCUGCAGAAGAAGGCUCGUAUGCAACGCGAAGCACAGCCAGAUCUUGCACUUGCUGAAAAGCGCUGGUCGAGUCGUCGCGCUGCACAGGUACAACAAGGAGCAUACGAAGAGAGCGACGUCGACGAGGAUGAUGACGACGAGCUCGCCCCCAUGGCGUACACCGUUGACUAUAUCGACGAUUCACCAUACAUAGAAAAAGUUGUCCGGCAUAGGCUCAAAGACGGACUCGAAAUUUCCUACGGGUUGACUAAGAACGACUUCGAAUACUUCAUCAAGUGGCAAGGCAAGUCGCACUUGCAUGACACUUGGGAGACGUUUCAAGACAUUCGAGAUUAUCGAGGUUACCGUAAAGUUGAGAAUUACUUUAGAAAGGUAAUCGAGUACGAGGUGGACAUCCGCGUCGGCGAUGAUAUCCCUCCUGAAACGAAGGAGCAAUUUUUCCUUGACCGCGAGCGAGACGAGGAAGCAUUCGAGGAUUACACGAAGGUCGAGCGAGUGGUCGCUGUACGAGACGGUGAAGACGAUACUGAGUAUCUUGUCAAGUGGAAGGGCCUCACGUACGAAGAAUGCACAUGGGAAGUCGCGUCAGAAAUCAGCGACGCGUUCCAAGACCAAAUUGACCAAUAUCUUGAUCGAGCAUCACGCUCGUGGCAGUCAGACCGGAAGGAGACGAACCUCGACACAAGAUCACGGAUGGUCAAGCUCGAGGAGCAACCCGAUUUCAUCAAAGGCGGCGAACUCCGCAACUUCCAGCUUCGGGGCCUCAACUUCCUGUGUUUGAACUGGACAAAGGGCAAUAACGUGAUCCUCGCCGAUGAAAUGGGUCUCGGAAAAACGGUACAGACCGUAUCAUUCCUCAGCUGGCUCCGUAAUGCUCGACGUCAGGAGGGACCAUCGCUUGUGGUUGCUCCUCUGAGUGUCAUCCCGGCUUGGUGCGACACUUUCAAUCAUUGGUCCCCUGACAUCAAUUAUGUUGUCUACCUCGGACCCGAGGAUGCUCGAAAAAUCAUUCGUGAGCAUGAGCUGCUCGUAGAUGGCAACCCAAAGAAGCCCAAGUUCAAUGUCCUUGUCACUUCAUACGAGUUUAUUCUUCAGGACUGGCAAUUCCUGCAGUCUAUCAAAUGGCAGACGCUCGCUGUUGAUGAGGCUCAUCGCCUCAAGAACCGUGAAUCUCAGUUAUACAACCGGCUGGUUAGCUUUGGCAUUCCUUGCAAGAUUCUAAUAACGGGAACACCUAUUCAAAAUAACUUGGCCGAACUUUCUGCUUUGCUCGACUUUCUUAACCCCGGCAAAGUCGACAUUGACGAAGAUCUUGAUUCCCUUUCUGCCAGCGAUGCACAAGAGAAACUGCAACAACUUCACAAGGCUAUUGCACCUUUCAUUCUGCGACGAACAAAGGAAACCGUCGAGUCAGAUCUUCCCCCCAAGACUGAGAAGAUUAUCCGCGUCGAGCUUUCAGAUGUCCAGUUGGAGUACUACAAGAACAUCCUGACCAGAAACUACACAGCCCUUUGCGAUGCCACCAAUGGACACAAGAACUCUCUCCUGAAUAUUAUGAUGGAACUGAAGAAAAUCAGUAACCAUCCUUACAUGUUUCCUGGUGCUGAGGAGAAGGUCCUGGCCGGCAGCGUCCGCCGUGAAGAUCAAAUCAAGGGCUUGAUUGCCAGCAGUGGAAAGAUGAUGCUACUCGAUCAACUUCUUUCCAAGCUCAACAAAGAUGGCCACCGAGUCCUGAUCUUCAGUCAGAUGGUCAAAAUGCUUGAUAUUCUUGGCGACUACUGCUCUCUGCGGGGUUACAAGUUCCAGAGAUUGGACGGCACUAUUGCUGCUGGCCCCCGACGCAUGGCUAUCAACCACUUCAACGCUGAUGAUAGCGAUGACUUUUGCUUCCUUCUCUCUACUCGUGCAGGUGGCCUUGGAAUCAACCUCAUGACGGCAGACACUGUCAUCAUUUUCGACUCUGACUGGAACCCUCAAGCUGAUUUGCAAGCCAUGGCUCGUGCCCAUCGCAUCGGCCAGAAACGUCCUGUAAACAUCUACCGCCUAGUCUCCAAGGAGACUGUUGAGGAAGAGGUUCUCGAAAGGGCUCGCAACAAACUCUUACUCGAAUAUCUGACCAUCCAGGCCGGUGUCACUGACGACGGCAAGGCAGCUUUCAAGGAGGAACUCAAUAAGAAGGGUCUCAGGGUCGAAGGCCCGUCUUCGUCUGAAGAUAUCCAAAUGGUUCUCAAGAUGCGAUCAUCUAAGAUGUUCGAACAGAGUGGCAACCAAGAACGGCUUGAACAACUCGACAUUGACUCAAUUCUUGAGAACGCUGAGGUUACCAAGACCAAGGUCGACGACAAGAUAAACCUAAGUAGUGGCGGCAUCGACUGGGACAAUUUCAUGCAAAUUACUGAUGUAAAAGUUGAUGACAUCAACCUUGAUUGGGAUCAAAUUAUCCCCGCCGACAAGAUCGCCGAAAUCAAGGCCGAGGAAGAAAAGAAACAGCAUGAGGCCUACGUUGCCAAGGUGGCGGCUGAAAGUGCUCCACGCAGAGCCGCCAUUAAGAGCCGCCACAGAGAGAGCGAACGUGAUGUUCGCCUCAAGAAACGACAGAAGGAGCAGCAAGACAAGGAGGAAGACGACCGAAGGCCCGUGCCUCUCGAUCCUAAGCGUCCUUUGAACGAUAAGGAACAACGUAGUCUAAUAAAGGCUUACUUCCGUUACGGCUCAAUGGAUGAUCGCGGGGAUGAAAUCAUCAAGGAAGCCAAGCUGAGAGAAAGGGAUCCAGAAUACGUCAAGUCGGUCCUCGAUGAAUUCAUCAAGGCAGCCAAGGAGGCGGUGGACGAUAACUAUGCUCAGAUGGUGGAAGAAGAAAAGAGACUCGGGAAGACUCUCACGAAGAAGGACCGCAAGGCUGUUCUGAUAGACUUUGGCGAUCUCAAGAAGGUCAACGCUGAAACGGCCAUAGAACGUCCGAAGCAGCUUCAGCUUCUCCGACAAGUCAUACGCAGCCACAAUGACUGGCACACGUUUCGUCUCCCUGACGCGACUAAGGCCGCUAGCUACUCUUGUGCUUGGGGUGCUAAAGAAGAUGCCAUGCUCCUGGUCGGUAUUGACAGACACGGCUUUGGCGCUUGGCCUCAGAUCCGUGACGAUCCUGAUCUGGAGAUGGUAGACAAACUCUUCCUUGAAGAACAUCGCGUGGAGAAGAAGGAGGAGCGUAGCAAGGGCAAUGACAAGAUGAAGGCUCCUGGCGCCGUUCACCUUGUUCGUCGAUCAGAGUAUCUGCUUUCAGUCCUGCAAGCAAAACACUCUAACGAUCGUGGUGUGCAGCGAGCAGUAGAGAAUCAUCACCGCAACAACAAAAAGACAAUUGCCAAUGGCCACCGUGGGAGUGCCACAGCGUCGCCUGCUCCGCACAAUGGCAAGAAGUCUCGCGACCGCGACAGAGACCACCUCCAUGGUGACCUGCACCGAUCCCGAAGCCAUGUGGAGGAGCGUGGAACCCCACGGCCGGAUUUCAAGCGAAAACAUUUGUCUCACGAAGAUAGCCGCAGCCCCAAGCACCGCCGCAUCGAGGAGCAUCGUCGAUCCAGUAAGCAUGGAGAGGACAGGGAGAGGACAGAGAAGCGGCGCCAUCGGGAUGAUGAGGACCGACGUGAUGAGCGCCGAGACGAACGACGGGAUGACAGACGACAUGAUAAACAUCGCCUCAGCCACAGUCAUCGCGAUGAUCGUCGGGAAGACCGCCGAGAUGACCGACGUGACGACCGACGUGAUGAUAGGCGACAUGACCGACAUCGUGAAGAUCGUGAUCGUGAUCGCGAACGAGAGCGAGAGCGAGCCCAUGACUCGCAUCCUCAGGAUGAGCGCCGAGCCAAGGCUCUGCGAAGACUGGACGAGCUUCGCCGGAUUGGCGACAACAAAGAUAAGAGAGCUGAGGACAACGACGCCAUGAUUUGGUUUCUACUCAAGCCGGUCCGAGAGAACUUUGAGAGGAUUCUUUCUACAACCAAGGACAACGUCAAGUCAAGCAAGGAGCGGGCGUCUAUCUUUGGCGUCGAGCUGGUCGUUAUCGGCACUUUUCUCGACGAGAAAUUGGCAGCCACUGCUGCUGACGAAGGUCUCAAGAGCAACUUCUGGGACUUUCUGGCAGCUUUGUGGCCUGUAGAUGAUACAAGCAAGAGCGUCACGGGAAAGCGAUUGAGCAACAUGUACCGCACUCUACACUCCCGUAGCAAGGGAUCCGGUUCGACCAAAACCAAUGGUGCAUAG
This is a messenger RNA of Fusarium musae, 4836 nucleotides long. RefSeq lists its product as uncharacterized. Gene Ontology annotation, molecular function: chromatin binding; ATP-dependent chromatin remodeler activity; DNA binding. Gene Ontology annotation, biological process: nucleosome organization; regulation of transcription by RNA polymerase II. Gene Ontology annotation, cellular component: nucleus; chromatin. The record is from RefSeq and is a predicted model, not a curated record. The coding region runs from base 1 to 4836 and encodes 1611 amino acids. NCBI's taxonomy places the organism in Eukaryota, Fungi, Ascomycota, Sordariomycetes, Hypocreales, Nectriaceae. The transcript is spliced from 4 exons.